UCAAAUACGGUUUUGCAGUCGACUUCUUCGGAUCAUUCUUCUGUGUGUAGUUUUUGUAAAAUUUAUUUUUGUUAAAUAUUUUCUAAAAAUAGUUAAAUAAUUUCUUGAAAAAUAUGUGCAAAAGUAAACGCAGAAGUUAAAGCGUAUAUAUAAUUAUAUAUUUUUAAAAAAUACAACAACAAAAUCAAGUGUUUUGAGUUGGAAAAAGUGUGAAAAAAUUACUCAUCAAAGAUAGAAAAAAGCCAGAAAAUCUUGAAGAUUUUUCAUAUAACUUUUUUUUUAACAUUGCAACUUUUGUGCUGCUGCCUCUGUUGCUGUUUUCCUGAGUCUGUCUGGCUGAUGUGUGCAUAAAAAUAAAUAUUAAAAAAAGUGUUGCUUGUUUGUUUAAUUUUCCUUCUUUCCUAUUUGAUGCCACAACAUAGCGACUGCUCUGCCGCGGCUGACGCAGCAAACGUCUUAACAAUAAGAAAAACUUUACAAUAAACUAAAAAAUUUACAAUAAAUUUAUUGUUUUUUGUGUUAUUUUUUAUGUUAAAUGCAGUACACACAUCUAAACAUUUAUCAACCCACUAGAAAUAUUGUGCAGCGUAUAUCAAUAACUAACAACAACGAAUUCUAAAACGACAAAUAAUAUAAAAGCAUAAUUUAAUAAAAAACAAAAAAAAAAAAAAAACUAAUAGUUGUUGUUGAUUGAUUUCUAUAUUUUACUGCCCGUGUUGGUUUUCAAUAUUUUUUUAUGUGUGAAAGAUAUGUUUUUUAAUUAAAAAAAAAGAAAACAUACAUAAAUAAAUAAAGCAAACAUUUACAUAAAUAUAGUAAAAGAAAUAUUAAGUGAUUUUAAAAAAUACAAAUAUUGAAGUGUUUCAAAUACAAUACACAAUUGUUGGUAUCGAAUACUUAAGAACGUUAAACAUUAUAUAAAUCAAAUCAAAAUUUAAAGCGCCUUAUAGGAGAAGCAAUUCAACUCCAUAAAAAUUAAUUGCAAAAUAUUUUGAAAUUAUUUGUAUGCCCCACAAUAAGCAGAAAAUUAAACAAAACGACGUCUCUAUAUUUAGCGUUUAAAGAACACAAUUACAAAAAAAUAUGGAUCAACCACUUAUAGUACAGGCCGAAUAUUCCUUCAAGGGUGGCAAUAAUGAUGAAUUGUGUUUCAAAAAAGGUGAUCUAAUCACAGUAACACAACGCGAAGAGGGUGGUUGGUGGGAAGGUACACUUAACGAUAAGACUGGCUGGUUUCCCAGCAAUUAUGUUAUGGAAUAUAAAGCUCCCCUACCGAUCACAGACUCUAUCAGACCACCUGAAGAGAUACAAGAAUAUAGAUCGGUUGUAUUGAAAGAUCUUUUGGAUUCGGAGAGAGCACAUGUUGCAGAGAUUCAGGGUUUAUUGGAGAACUUUUUGGAACCGUUGCAACAGACACAAAUACUCAAUGCUGAUGAGUAUGCUCAAUUAAUGUGCAAUUUUGUAGAGGUUGUCAAGACACACGAAGAGUUACUUACGCAAAUGGAAGAGUGUAAUGAUCGUGUGGGUAAAUUAUUUCUAAAUAAGGCACCAUAUAUGAAACAAGUACACCAAGCCUAUUGUGCACAACAUCCCAAAGCUAUUGUUAUAUUAGACAAAUACAAAGAUGAAUUAGAAAAAUAUAUGGAACGUCAAGGUGCUGCCACUCCUGGUCUUUUAGUACUCACAACGGGUUUGUCAAAACCUUUUCGCCGUCUCGAUAAAUACUCGGCCAUGUUGCAGGAGUUGGAAAGACACAUGGAGAGUAGUCAUCCGGAUCGUGGUGAUACACAACGUAGUGUAGCGGUUUACAAAGAUAUUGCUGCCACCUGUUCUGCUACACGCAGACAAAAGGAACUAGAACUACAAGUAUUAACUGGCCCUGUACGUGGCUGGCAGGGUCAAGAAUUAAGUUCUUUAGGAGAAAUUAUACAUAUGGGCAGUGUAGCGGUUGGUUCCGAUCAUCGUGAUCGUUAUUUUGUUUUAUUUCCUCAGACAUUACUUAUAUUAAGUGUUAGUCAAAGAAUGAGUGCCUUUAUUUAUGAGGGCAAACUACUGCUAACCGGCAUCAUAGUUAAUCGUCUCGAAGACUCCGAUACCUUUAAAAAUGCCUUUGAAAUCAAUAGUCCUCUUAUUGAUCGUAUAGUUGCUGUGUGCCAAGGACCUAAUGAUGCCAAUAAAUGGGUGGAAUUACUAACAUCUACCAAUGUCAGUAUGCCCAUUGGCAUUAAACGUCAACUUAGUAAUUUAAGUAAUGCUUCCAUAGGUGGCGCUCAUAUAUCUACACCACCCAAUCAUUUUUCAUAUAAUUUGGAUGCUCGUGGUUAUUGUACCCGGUUUUCUUUAUGUGCCUACUACAAUACGCCACAACAAGCCACCUAUCGUAUUACUCUGCCGCCCAGUAAUUAUCCACCUACGGCACCAUAUGCCAAUUUAAGCGAUCAUUUUGCCAAAUUAGUUAAGAAGGGUUUGCUUAAGGGAUUUUUAAUAAAAAUGUUAUUGUAUCCCCAAUCAAGACAGAGUAUUGAUAUGAAAAGUAUUCCAUUAAGAAAGAGAAGAUGCCAUAAAGCUUCUAAGAAGUUAAUAAAAAAGUUUACUAACGAUGAGGCAGAUUCGGGUUCAUCGGAUCGUACUGAACUUGAAAGACAAGAUGCUUUUGAAUUGCCCACUGAUUCGGAGAGUGAGGGAGAGGAUAUUGAUGUACAUGAUGAUUUUGAAUUUAUAAAAUUUAAUAGUGAUAAACGUGGCCUAGAGGGUUGUGAUUCCUUUGCUUCGGCGGGUACUUUUAUAGAUCAUGGCUCGGGUGCUGCCUCUCCCCACAAAGCUAGACAUUGUUCUUCUAUUAACUUAAUUAAUUUGGAUUCUAUGAGUGAUGAAGAAAGUAAACCUAUGAAAAAGGAAUCCUUGGUUAUAGGUUCAAAAACGAUGAGAGCUAUAGCAAGAAAGUCUUCCCAGCAAAGUUUUAUCAUACAUACCUCGGAAGCACAUUUGGAACUGGGUUCCCAUAUGACAACACUAGAAAAACCGGCUCUAUUGCAACAACAAACCUCGGAAAACUCAGAAAUGUCUUCCUGCUACAAUGGUCGUGCUUUAGGGGCGGCAUAUGUGGCCUGCGAAAACCUGGCCGAUUUGUCAGAUGAUGCUAAAAUUAAAAACACUACCUCAGAGUUAACGAUAUCACCUCCCGAACGCCAUAGUAUGCCAAAUAUGUUUGUGGGUAACCGUUUUAAUCGCAGCUCCAAAACAGCAGUAUACGUGCCUACCUGGAAAGAUCGUCAGGAUAUGCAAAAUCAAUCGGCCGAUGUGGCGGAAAGUUGUGAUUUAACGACGGAGGAAGAAAUUCAUUCUAGUUGUUUAGAUUUGCCUGCUUCUUGCCGAGAUGCUCCAGACAAAUUGACUGCCGAAUUAUUGUAUAAUUUCGAAGAAAGUGAUGUUAUAGCUCCACCCUCUAUGUAUAAAAGUUUAGGUCAAAGCCAAAAUCAAACAAUGACAAAUAUGCCUGGCAGCGUAUCACAAACAGAAUUAUGUAUUGAACCCAAGAGAUCUAGUAGAGAUUCACAAAAACGAGAAUCCGUUAAGCGUUGUAUAUCAUAUCAUUAUGUACCCUUAGCCAAUGAAACACCAGCUCAGCCCAAUAGAAAUAAUUCCAAUCCUAAUUUAAGAACGGCAUCAAAUGAUCCCACUCCUCAUCUUCCUUCAUCUUCACUGCCUAACACACAAGCUCAACCAACAACCCAACGUUUUGGCAAUGGAGAUGAAGUCGAUGGUCAUCAGUCUUCCUCUAAAUGUAAAUGUUGUGAAAGUUCUCAAUGUCCUAGUCCACGUUCGAGUGAUUCAGGAUUGGCGGGUAGUUGUACCAUAACUUCACCCGAUCCGCCACAAAACGAAGAAGCCUACGAGGCCUAUUACGAUGUAGAUGGUUCCCUUAAAUUGAUCUCCAAAACGGCUAAUGCAGCCGAAACAAAUGAUCUCACACGAUUUGAUGUAUGCGGAACAUUUCGUGAAAAAUUCCUAGAGGCUAUACAGCAAACUAAUGAAAUGCAUCAACAAACCUGUACGGAAACUCAAUCCCAAUUGCCGACCACAACGUUAACCUCCACAACAGCAGAAUUCCAAAUAAAUCGUAAAAGUAUUUAUAUUAAUUCAUUAGCAUCCACUAAUUCCCACGAAGCAGCUGCAGCUACUUCAAGUCAUACUCCUAACUCUAAUGCCGAAAACUCGGAUGAUAUUAAUCCUGAAACUGGAAUGUUUCGUUCGGGCAUGUAUGCCCACUGGUGGAAGAAAGAAACGCUGCCUAAAGAUGUCAUUAAAGGCAUAGCAAAAGUCUAUAAUAAACGUUUACCCUCGACACAAUCGAGCAAAGAGUCCCACUGUUCUGUUUGCUCAAGCUGUUUUUGUUCUAUGGAGGCCAGUGGUUUCAGUGAAGGCGCCACCUAUUGCUCUAUCUGCCAGGAUUGCUCUUCAUCCUUUUGCAGUGUUUCACGCAAUGAUUUACCCACAAAUACUACCACUACCAUUACAGCAGCCGAUUGUCCACUCUGCUGCAAUACACGUAAUUCAACACAUAGAAACAGUAAUACGGCUAGCGUUUUAGCUAGUCCCAGCUCAUCGUUUGAUUGUCCCAUAUGCAGUGGUGCCUAUAUAGCACGUCCCGAUUCAUUGGGUUCGAUUAGGGAAGAUGUUCAGCAGUAUCAAACGCAGCAACAGCAGCACUAUCAACAACAACAGCAACAACAGGCGUUUGCAGAAGAUGUCCCCGCCAGCCAAUCUGAGCUUAUUAAGUCAACGCAUGAACAGUCAACAGCAACAACAGCAGCAACAAUCCACAACGAACUCAAUGGUGGGGAGAGAAAACCCAGUAACAGUAGUGGCAGCAGCACAGGCUCAGAGCAGUCAGCAACAACAGCUGCUACAGCAGCAGCAGCAACAGUCGUCGUCGGCACUUCCGUCACAACACAAACGGAGCCUUUCGUUCAAUCAUCACCUCAGUUACAAUCAAUACACACACACUCAGCAUCAACAGCCUCAUCAAAUGCAUCAUCAACAACAACCACCAAGUCUACCAAAUCAUCCAGUGGCAGCUCAAAACCACAAAUCAAAUUUAGUCCAGACAUCGAACAGUAUUUCGAAGAUAAUGGGCCCAGCACUUCCAGCACAAAACAUGGCCACAAACGCAAGGACCGGAAGCACAAAAGCUAAUUGGAGCAUAACAAAUAUGCGUCCAGCACCACCCCUACGACCCAAUCUUUUGAAUUGCAAUACUACCAGUGGCGGUGGCAGUAGUGGUAGCCGUAGUGAUGGUGGUGGUGGUGUGGCCAGUUUGAAUUCCUUAU
Lucilia cuprina (Australian sheep blowfly) is the source of this 5330-nucleotide messenger RNA. RefSeq lists its product as uncharacterized. NCBI's taxonomy places the organism in Eukaryota, Metazoa, Arthropoda, Insecta, Diptera, Calliphoridae. The coding region runs from base 1084 to 5196 and encodes 1370 amino acids. The record is from RefSeq and is a predicted model, not a curated record. The transcript is spliced from 9 exons. Gene Ontology annotation, molecular function: protein binding; guanyl-nucleotide exchange factor activity.